GGCGCGCCCCCGCAGCUUGGCGGGGCGGCGGCGUCCCUCCAGCAGCAGCAGCAGCAGCAGCAGCAGCAGCACCAGCACCAGCAGCAGCACCUGCAGCGCAGCCUGUCGCCGCUCGGGCACCGCCACCGCGCGGCGCCGCCGGACGCGGGUGCUACCGCUUCUCGUGGCUCUGACGCGACCCCUGCAGGCACGACGGCGGCCGCUGCGACGGCGGCGGCGUGCGCCGCCGGCCGACAGACCGAUUUUGGUGCGGCCAUGCCGCGCGAGGCCUGGUAA
Molecule: messenger RNA, 276 nt
Organism: Monoraphidium neglectum
Lineage: Eukaryota; Viridiplantae; Chlorophyta; Chlorophyceae; Sphaeropleales; Selenastraceae
Exons: 1
Source: RefSeq, a predicted model, not a curated record